This is a messenger RNA of Fusarium proliferatum ET1, 1620 nucleotides long. RefSeq lists its product as uncharacterized. The record is from RefSeq and is a predicted model, not a curated record. Gene Ontology annotation, cellular component: cytoplasm. The coding region runs from base 1 to 1620 and encodes 539 amino acids. Gene Ontology annotation, biological process: cytoskeleton organization; regulation of adenylate cyclase activity. Gene Ontology annotation, molecular function: adenylate cyclase binding; actin binding. Lineage: Eukaryota; Fungi; Ascomycota; Sordariomycetes; Hypocreales; Nectriaceae. The transcript has 5 exons.
AUGGCUGCUAAUAGUCAGAUGCACAACUUGACUACGCUUAUCAAGAGACUUGAAGCUGCAACCUCGCGCCUCGAGGACAUCGCUUCUUCGACCGAGCCUCCUUCCGAUGCCGCCGUUCUCAACCAGGCGAUACCUUCACCUCCGAACCCCUCCUUAGCCGCUCCUCCUCCUCUUCCAGCCGCUUCCGAUUCCAAGGCCACUACUCCCGCUACCGCGAAGCCCGAGCCUGCCACCGAGCCGCUGCCAGAAUCUAUCGAGGAAUUUGAUGCUUUCCUAAACACUUCCGUCGAUAAAUAUGUGAAGUUGAGCCACCAGCUAGGAGGAUUGGUCGCUGAGCAGGCUGCGCUCGUCAAAUCUGGUUUCCACGAGCAGCGCAAAUUUCUCCUGAUUUCCACAAAGGCGAAGAAGCCAAACCUCUCCGGACCUGAUCUGCCAGUAUAUGAGAGCCUCAUCAAACCCAUAAACGAGGCACUGAUGGCUGUUACCGAGCUCAAGGACGCCAACCGUCCUAGCCCUAUGUACACGCAACUCAGCACUGUCUCCGAUGGUAUCAUGGUUCUUGCAUGGGUUACUAUUGACACUCGCCCCUACAAGCACGUGGACGAGUGCCUUGGCUCGGCUCAAUUCUUUGGAAACAGAGUACUGAAGGAGCAGAAGGAUAAGGACCCCAAGCAGAUCGAAUGGGUUCAGAGCUUCUAUCAGAUGUUUCGCGAUCUUGCCGAUUAUGUCAAGCAAUACUUCCCAACAGGCAUACCAUGGAAUCCGAAUGGCCAGCCUGCCCAGGAAGUCCUCAAGUCAUUGUCUGCUGGUUCUGGGCCUGCUUCCGCUCCCGCUGCCCCGGCACCUGCUGCUGGUGCUCCUCCACCACCUCCCCCUCCUCCUCCUGGCCCCCCCCCUGUUCUCGACAUCAAGACAGAUGAUGCUCCUGCGCCUGCAUCAUCUGGUGGAUUCGGAGCUGUCUUCUCAGAGCUCAACAAGGGCGAUGCUGUCACCAAGGGUCUGCGUAAAGUGGACAAGUCCGAAAUGACGCAUAAGAAUCCGUCUCUUCGCAGUGGCUCAACGGUUUCAAGUGGCCAGAGGGGUAAGAGCCCUGCUCCUGGCAAGAAGCCUAAGCCCGAGAGUAUGCGUAUCAAGAAGCCAGCCAAGAAGGAACUAGAGGGCAAUAAAUGGACUAUUGAAAACUAUGAGAAGGAGGCUGAGCCAAUUGAGAUCGAGGCUUCGCUUACCCACUCGGUUCUCAUCAGCCGUUGCAACAACACCACCAUCAUUGUCAGGGGCAAGGCCAACCAGGUCACAGUCGAGAAUUCCACCCGUCUGUCCUUGAUCGUUGAUACCCUUGUUUCGACAGUCGAUGUUGUCAAAGCCAACAACUUUGCUCUUCAGGUCAUGGGCACCAUCCCAACUGUCAUGUUGGAUCAGGUCGACAGUGCCCAGAUCUACUUCAGCAAGGAGAGUAUAGGAACCAAGGUUUUCACCAGUAAAUCAGCAGGUGUCAACCUCAACGUUAUUUCUGGCGAAGAUGAUGACUAUAAGGAGGUGCCCCUACCCUCGCAAAUCUGCUCCUAUUACGACGAGUCCAAGGGAGACUUGGUCAACGAAAUUGUGGCCCAUGCCGGCUAA